Strongylus vulgaris is the source of this 708-nucleotide messenger RNA. Lineage: Eukaryota; Metazoa; Nematoda; Chromadorea; Rhabditida; Strongylidae. The record is from the annotation of a GenBank genome assembly.
AUGGGAGCAUCAGGAUCUUCCGUGGAACCUCGCGAGGGCGAAGUUGGCGGAGGUCGACUGCGAGAAGAUAUGAGACUCUAUCAUCUUGUUGAUAUGCAUGGAGGGGGAGAAAUGAUGACAAUGAUGAGGUCACUGAUCCGGAUAAUCGACCCUCGUACGUGCAUGCAUGCCUCCUGCCUUCAAAAAUCUCUUUUUGAAAAAUAUUCAUUCUCAUUUAGAUAUGCCAAAGCUACAAAUGAUUAUGCAUUUGUCGAUCAUUACAUCAAGACACGCAUAUCAGAGUUUCUUCUUAACAACGAAAAAGGCAAACUGUUUGCCAUAACAGAGCUGGUAACACUUCGAAAUAAGGAGAGAAAUGCGAAGCUGGGAGCAUUUCUUCGAAAAAAAGGCAAAGGUAAAGCUGCAGUGAAUGUGCUGGAAGGCUUUGAUCAGAACGAUGCAAAGACGGGAGACCUUAAAAAAGCCCUCAAACUUCUCGACGGCGGAGGCAAAGGAGGCAAAUCUGAGUCAAAAUAUCGAGAACUGAAUUGGAAAUUGGACGAGCGAGGUUCUAUGGGAGAGACAAUUAUCGGUGUUUGUCUGUUGCAAGGAACCACAAUCCAUAACCUAUUGGCGCUACGCAUUCUGGAUUUCUACCCGAAACUGCUGAAUGAUAUAUGCACAUCAGAGGACUACUACGGUAAGUUCAAUGCUUUUGAAUAUCUUUGA